Molecule: messenger RNA, 371 nt
Organism: Zalophus californianus (California sea lion)
Lineage: Eukaryota; Metazoa; Chordata; Mammalia; Carnivora; Otariidae
Product: dnaJ homolog subfamily C member 15-like
Exons: 1
Coding region: 1-303 (100 amino acids)
Biological process (GO): protein import into mitochondrial matrix
Cellular component (GO): PAM complex, Tim23 associated import motor
Molecular function (GO): ATPase activator activity
Source: RefSeq, a predicted model, not a curated record
AUGGCUCCCCGUGGUGGCAUUGCCCCUGCCGGCGAGGGUCUGUCCUGCGCUGAGUACUCGCUGCCGGUGACCAAACGGCCUGAUGCGGACGUCGACCAGGGACUGAAACUUUCAUCCUACUAUAAAGGAGGAUUUGAAGAGAAAAUGAGUAGGCGAGAAGCUAGUCUUAUUUUGGGUAUAAGCCCAUCUGCUGGCAAGGCCAAGAUUAGAACAGCUCAUAGGAGAAUCAUGAUCUUGAAUCACCCAGAUAAAGGUGGAUCUCCUUACUUAGCAACCAAAAUAAAUGAAGCAAAACCUUGCUAGAAGCAACCACCAAACAUUGAUUGAUGCUUAAGAAUCACUCUGAAGGAAAAAAAGGGGGAAUAUAAAAC